AUGGCGCGAGAUGCUGGACUCUCACGCGUGGACAAUGAAUUUGAUACGAAGUGCUGCAAAGCUGUCACCAUCCAACAAGUCGAUUCGUCUGCUUUCUCAACGUGGAUUAGGCAGAUGGAGGAUUCUGAAAUGCCGAGUCGGACGCCGUCACGGAUGGACGGAAAAAUGCCCUGCCAAAACGAAGCUGACAUGAGUGGUGUCCCCAUAUCCAAGGUCCGCGAGCAACUCCGCCGCGUCGUCGACGAAGACAGCUAUGCGCCGCACUACGUGCCAAUCGGCCCUUACCACCGCAGCCGCUCGUCUCCAUGGAUCGAGAAGACGAAGAAGCUCUCUGCCGGCUUCCUGCAAAGCCUGUCCGAGGAACAUACGGAAGGUGGCCUCACGGGCGUGAUGGAGAAGCUGGAGCCCCUCGCAAGGGAGCUCUACACCUCCGGCGGCGGGCUCGGCGACAUGACGCCGGAGCAGUCGUCGAGCAUGCUGCUGCACGACGCGUGCUAUCUUCUCCUCUUCUUCGUCGACUACAUGUCCGGCAACCGCGCUCCUCCAGCUCCAGCUGAUGACUAUGAACAUCCGGUCAGCCGCAACACCUUGGUACGCGACGCCGUCUUCCUCCGCGAGAACCAGAUCCCUUUCUUCCUCCUCCAGGGUAUCCACGAGCGUGUCACGGGAGGCACCACCUCCGUCCUCGACUACAUAGCCAUGCCCAUCCAGGAGCUACUGCAGCAGCAGCUCUUCAUCAGCAGGAAGCCCCGGCCGCCGCCGCCGACGUGUUCUCACCUGCUACACCUCGUGCACGCCUACUUCCGUCCCACGCUACAGCCGACCAAGAGCGCGGCCAUGUGCGGCACCGUGGUGACGGGCCGGUGGCGCCGGGCGGCAGAGUACAGCAGGUACGCCAACGUUCGGCUCAUGCGCCGGGACUUCCAGGACGGCGUGGAGUCCUCUGUCUUGGACGUGCAGCUUGAACGAGGCACGCUGUGGAUCCCUCGCCUGCGUAUCGACAGCAACACGUGGACGAUCCUUCGCAACCUGAUGGCGCUGGAGGAGCAAGCACACCGGAGGCCGGUCACGGCGUACUGCCUCUUCAUGUCGCAGCUGGCCUGCACGGCGGAGGACGUCCAGCUCCUGCGGAGGGCAGGGAUCGUCGACCACUUCCUGGACAACGACGAGCAGGUCUCUAAAGACUUGGCUGGUCUCUGCAACGGGGUGGUCAUCGACAUCGACGACCUGGACAGGAACUACCUCAAGCCCAUGUGGCACCAGCUAGAGAACCGCUUCUACAACCGUGCGAAACGACUCAUAGGGGCGUUCCGCCACGGCCAGAGCUGGGAGAUCACUGCGGCGUUCCUCAUGGCUGUCAUCGUCAUCGCAUGUCAAGUGAUGCAAACGUUCUAUGCAGUUGCUCGCGGUGGACACUAG
Molecule: messenger RNA, 1419 nt
Organism: Triticum turgidum subsp. durum (durum wheat)
Lineage: Eukaryota; Viridiplantae; Streptophyta; Magnoliopsida; Poales; Poaceae
Source: the annotation of a GenBank genome assembly